Messenger RNA from Chaetomium strumarium, 3993 nucleotides. RefSeq lists its product as uncharacterized. Gene Ontology annotation, biological process: protein polyubiquitination. The coding region runs from base 1 to 3993 and encodes 1330 amino acids. Gene Ontology annotation, molecular function: ubiquitin protein ligase activity. NCBI's taxonomy places the organism in Eukaryota, Fungi, Ascomycota, Sordariomycetes, Sordariales, Chaetomiaceae. The transcript is spliced from 3 exons. The record is from RefSeq and is a predicted model, not a curated record.
AUGACGGGGGACGCUAUGCGGCCAAGUAGCGCCGGCAACCUUAGUUCUAAACUUUCUGAUGAACUCGACCUUCUGGCCGGUCUUUGGGAGGAAGCCCGUUUCGCGAGGCUGCCGUGGGAUGCGCCGAGCGAAUUGAAGGAACUGGUCGAGGACAUUGACAACCCAAAACGCGUCUAUGCCAUUCAUAGAGCUAGCCGUCGGCACAACUUUCAGUUGCUCGUGCAGAAGUACAUCGUACAGCUCCGCGAAGGCUGUGGUGCCGAACACUGCACAACGUCGACCUGCUUCACUUGCCGAACGCGGAUUGCUGGCCGUGCGCCAGUUCGUAGAUAUAAUACGACAAGCGCAAGGAUCUUGGCCACGUAUCUCGCGAGCCAGGACAAUCCUGAAAAUGGCCUUUGCCCCAACCUGAGGCCCUCCCAGCUGUCGCCAGUCAGCAUCAAUUCACUGGCACUCCUGGCGAGCCCUAAGCCUCGACUGCGAGACGAUCAUGCUCCACCUACUUCUCCGAAGGCGCAAGCUAUCCACAGUCGUCCUGGUUCGCCAAAGUCUGGCCAUGGCGGUGUGCAACCGACAGCGACUCGGAGCAGCAAUGGGACAGCAAACGGAGGCAGGAAAGAAUAUUCGAAGCCCGCAAGUCCUCGAAAUAGACCAGAUGCUGUCAUGCAAUCCCGGCGACCCGGUUUCAUAGUCACGGAGAAGCCUGUCAGUAAAGACCACCGGUCCUUCGCCGCGAAUGUGUUUGAUACCGUGGCUUUCAAAAUGCUGGAGUGGCUCACCCCGGCGGCUAUAAGAGAUUUAUCGGAGUUGGCGCAGGGCUUUCGUAACGAGUCAGAGCCUGAAGAUGGCGAGUCCAGGCCAGGAACUGCCACCAAAUCCGGCCAGCCUAAGUCGCCGCAUGAGGUACGCGCCGUGCCUGCGGAGUCUAACGCAGAACUGGCGAACGGCAGAAAUCAGCAUGAGCAUAGUCAAACCGAGAGGGAAACCCGACCACCAAAGGAUAUUCAGCAGCCGCACGAGUCCUUCCCAGCAUCUCGUGCAAUGAACCCGCGCCGUAAUUCGAAUGCCAAGGUGCGCCCCCCGUCUGGACCGAAGCCGAAACGGCCGCUCUCGAUCGACCCAUAUGCAAAAGAGGCUUCGGUCGAAGAACCUUAUGCAGCACUGUUAAGGUCUCCUCGCGCAAUUCCCGGUCCUGCGGACAAGGGUUCGCGAGGUCCCAAAACGGCUGGCUCGACACUCUCACGCCCUAUCUCCCAACUUUCCUCAGCGGGCUUCUUUGACGACGUCUCUCUGGAGAAAAUGCCCCCGCCGAAGUCCAUCGAUCUCAAGUCCAGGAAUGCCCGAAGCCAGCUGGACGGCUCGAGACCAAGCGAGCCCGGUAGCCCACGGCAGCUCGCUACUGGCUCGGGCGCUUCCUCUAGCAGGUCCUGCAGCAAUGGUUCGAACGCGGCCGCGAACCAAGAAGCGGAAUCCGAGGACGAGAGCCACCUCCCCCAGGCACUAUGCAGGUUGGACGCGAGGGUCAUCGACUUCAUUUGCGAUGUCAUUCAAGAAGAUGGCACUGCCGAGAAGCAUCUGCUCGAACCCCAGUCCGUUACGAAGUCCCACAAUCGACAGGCAGGCCAAGGAAAGCUAGCCAGACGGAAGCGUCGGUCAGCCAGUGGCUGUCUCCCCAACUUGAAACUAGAGUGGAAGUUGUUCGUUGAGCAAAGCUUAUUCUAUGUCCUCAGUGAUCCCCAGUUGGCUCUCCGAUCUUUUACCAAACAGGGACAGCUGUACGACUCCCAGACCCUCUGGUAUUGCAUGCUCAGGUUGACUCGGACUGCGCCUAGCCUGGUGUUCCAUAGUCUAUGGAUGGCAGCGGCGAGUCUGUUCGCUCCUCCCAAGUCAUUACAGACGCUGAGGUCGCCGACGAUAAAGGUCUUCCCCACAGCUGAGUCCGGUCUAUCCAACCCGGAGGCAGGACGUCUCAUGUCCAUAUGCUUGCACGCCUUGGUUGCCGCGGCACCCUUGGUUACCGAUUCCCGGCAACUCUACGAUAUGUCGAGGAUCAGAUCGCACGGCCUGAGUCUUGCCGGAAGCGGUGCGGUAGCCCGGCAACCACCAGAACUCUGCCUACAAUAUGAAGAUGCGUUCACCGAUGAUAUGGCCCUGCGCUUGGCGAGGCGUUUGUUCGCAGCGAUAACCACACGCCGUUGCUUUGACGAACUCAGCCGGUUUAGCAAUGGAGGAGACGAAGAAAACGAGCAGGACAUACUGGCGCCGUUGUUCUCACAACUGGACUUUUUGAAUAUGGAUGCCGUCUACGUUCUGGACUUCUCAUUCCCUGACCGCGCUCUGCAUGAAACCCGCGUUCCGAUUCUCUUGCUCGAUUGGGCAAGAGCCGUCAUGCUUCAUGACUGGGAUGGCUCACCCGAGGUUUCGGGAGAUAGCCCUUUUGGCGGCGCCCUUGCCCUGAUCGAGGCCAUGUAUAAGAGACGCCAAGAGCUCCUCCUAGCCGAUGCCCAGUUCCGGUCCGACUAUUUCGCAGAGCGGUUGGACACAGUCAAGAUGCCCAUCUCGUGGCUAUCCCAUAAGCCGACGCGGCACCGGCUGCACCUUCUAGACUUCCCUUACAUUUUUAGCCCGUCGAUGCUGGUGUCGUACUUUCGAUCGAUCAACUUCUCCAGGAUGAGCCGUUGCUACGAAGAGUCUAGUUCACUCCACGAGAAAACCAAGGGCAUUUAUGACCGGGGAGGUCUGACGGCCUGCCACAGGGAUGUGCUGAUGGAGCGGAUGAGGGUGGCAGGGUCUAAGUAUCUGAUACUUGAUAUUCGGAGGGGAAGCGUGCUCGAGGACGCGUUCGACCAGUUGUGGCGAAGGGAAGAACGUGAACUGCUGAGACCCCUGAAGGUCCAUUUGGGAGAGUCUAGCGGCGAGGAAGGCUUUGACUCUGGUGGUGUCCAGCAGGAAUUCUUUAGGAUGGCCAUCUCUGAAGCACUCAAUCCGGACUAUGGUGCCUUCACGGUCGACGAGCGGACCCGCAUGGCGUGGUUCUUGCCGGGCUCCAUGGAAGACGAAUGGAAAUUCGAGCUGAUCGGCCUUCUCGUCUCCCUCGCGGUAUACAACGGGCUCACGCUCCCAGUCACGUUUCCCAAGGCGCUCUAUCGGAAACUCCUGGGUCAGCCUGUUACCGAGCUGCAUCACAUCUCGGAUGGCUGGCCUGAUCUGGCAAGCGGUCUCACCUCGCUUCUCGAGUGGGACGAAAAGGAUGGGCUCGUCGAAGACGUCUUCGCCCGCACCUACGAAUUCUCUGUCAAUGCCUUCGGUCAACAUGUCACGAGAGAAAUGAAGCCAGCCUCGCCGUACACUGGUUCCAACCACCACAGCCCGGGCAGCCUCAGAGAGUGGCCACAGUUCGCCAAAACCGUCGCUCAAUCUUCUUCCUCCCCUGCCCCGCACCAGGGCAACCCGAGCGAAGACGAUGCCCCUCUGGUCACCAGCGCAAACCGCAACGCUUACGUCUCGGACUACAUCCGCUACCUAACCGACGUCUCCGUCCGGCCGCAGUACGAGGCUUUUGCCCGCGGUUUCCACACCUGCCUGCAUCCGAAAUCCCUCAGCUUGCUGACCCCGAAUCUCCUCCAGUCCAUCGUCGAAGGCGUUCAGGAGAUCGACAUCUCUGAGCUUAAGCGUUACACACGCUACGUAGGCUGGGACGCCUCACAUCGCACAAUCAAGGACUUCUGGAGCAUCGUGAAGAGAUACGACGACGGCAUGAAGAGGAAGCUGCUCGAGUUUGUCACGGCUAGUGACCGCGUGCCUGUCGGGGGCGUCAAGAACAUGAUGUUCAUCAUUCAGAGGAAUGGCGAAGAGGAUAGUCCUGCAGGGCGACUGCCGACCUCAUACACGUGCUAUGGCACGUUGCUCUUGCCGGAGUAUAAGGACAAGGAGAUGCUGAGGGGACGGCUGGCUAUGGCGUUGGAGAACGCUCAGGGCUUCGGGUUUGCUUAA